This is a messenger RNA of Lutzomyia longipalpis, 2104 nucleotides long. Its product is annotated as dnaJ homolog subfamily C member 7-like. The coding region runs from base 182 to 1615 and encodes 477 amino acids. The transcript is spliced from 3 exons. Lineage: Eukaryota; Metazoa; Arthropoda; Insecta; Diptera; Psychodidae. The record is from RefSeq and is a predicted model, not a curated record. Gene Ontology annotation, molecular function: protein binding.
AAUCUCGACGCGGGAAAUCUUGAGCCACGACCGCGAAAAAAAUUUUACCUCCGCGGAAAAAUAAUAUUCAGCACAGAAAAAUUUCGCUGCCGUAAUUUUUUGUAAUUUCUUCGCAAACUAAGCUCAUUUUAAAAAUAUUUUGUUUUUAAAGAGAUACAUUGUGUAAGAACAAGUUGUAGUUAUGAGUGCAAUAAAUAAUGGCUAUGAGCUACAGGAGGAAAUGAGAGAAAAUUUAUUACUUGCAGAAAGCAAAAAAGAUCUAGGAAAUGAAGAGUACAAAUUUAAAAAUUACACAACUGCCAUCAAGUACUAUUCAGAUGCAAUUACCCUAUGUCCUAAUGUACCAGCAUUCUACGGUAAUCGCUCAGCAUGCUACAUGAUGCUAGGUGAUUACAAGCAGGCCCAAAAUGAUGCUAAAAGCGCCGUUGACUUGGAUCCAUCUUUUGAAAAUGGUUUCAUUCGCAUUGCUAAAUGUAGCUUAAUGCUAGGAGAUCUUGUAGGAUUGGAACAGGCUGCAAAAUCUCUUCUUAAUCUCAAUCCAAAGAGCACAGCUCUCAAUAUUGAAAUUCAGAGUAUGCUGCAAUUGCGUGACUUAGAAAGUAAGAGCGUAAUAUCUUAUGACAAAAGAGACUUCCGUACGACGAUAUAUCAUAUGGACAGUGCUCUAAAGAUUGCACCAUCGUGCCACAGGUACAUGCUGAUGAAAGCUGAAAGUCUAGCUUUGCUAGGACACCUCGAGGAGGCAAGUGGCAUAGCCCUGAAAGUAAUGAAAUUAGACAAAAAAUCAGCAGAAGGUGCAUUCAUACGAGGUCUCUGCCUCUACUACAUGGGAAAUCUUGAGAAAUGCAUCAUACUCUUCCAUCAAACCCUUUCCCACAAUCCUGAUCAUCAAAAAGGUAAAAUGUACCGCAUGACUGCAUUAAAUCUCAAAUCUUGCAAAGAUUGUGGCGAUGAACUACUCAAAGCUGGGCGACUCGAAGACGCCUAUGCUGCAUACUCAAAAGCUCUUCAGAUCGACAUGUCCAAUAAUAAUGUUAAUAGCAAACUCUACUACAGCAGAGCACUUGCAGCUUAUGAUUUGAAGCUCAAAAGGGACUGUGCUCGGGAAUGUAGUUCAGCAUUGAGUAUUAAAGAUGACUAUGUGGAAGCUCUUCUUCUGCGUGCCAAAUCGUACUUUGAUUUGGAAGAAUUUGAGGAAUCCAUAAAAGAUUAUGAGAAUGCAUACAAAUUCGACAAGACAUCCCAAACAAAAACUCUCUUGCGUGAAGCAAAAAUGGCCCUACAGAAACCCAAAACAAAUUGCUAUUACAAAACUCUUGGGAUUAGUAGAAAUGCCACAGAUGAUGAAAUUAAGACAGCCUAUCGAAAACGUGCCCUAAUUCACCAUCCUGAUCGACAUAUUCUCCUAAUGGACGAUGAGAAACAAGAACAGGCUAAGAAAUUCAUUGAAGUCGGCCAGGCAUACACGGUACUAUCGGAUCCUCAGAAAAAAGCAAGAUAUGACAAUGGACAGGAUCUUGGGAAGUGUGAGACCAAUUUUGAUGCUACCGAAGCUUUUCAUAGAUUUUUCUUCUCUGAAAAUGAAGGAUCACUUCAGAAAGAUUUUUGUACAUAGCAUAAGAAGAAUGAGAAGUUCAGUUCGAAGAAGAAAUGAGAAUAAAAAUUGAAUAUCUGGGCUCUGUUAGCCUAGAAUGAUCAUGAUCAUCAUAGAAGAUCUCUCAUCAUUCGUAAACUUUAUGAAUAAUCCCGCAAAAGGACAAUUUUAUAGAGGAAAUAGUAAUAUUUUAUUCAUUUUAUUGAAAAUUGCAAAAAUUUGGAUAGAGAAUUUGACUUAAAGAAGAGCAAAAUCUAUCAAAUAUUGGGAAAAGGCAACAAUUCGUCGUUCUGUGUCAUUAAUCAGAUUAAAAUAAUACUUUUUAACAAAAGUUUAAAAGCAUGAAAAUAUUAGUUUUAAAAAAAAUUAACAGACAUUAUAUUUUAGUCUGAAAUAAUGGCCCUUACCAUUAUUUACAUCGUGAACGUCCCUUAUUACUUUAGAUUUUAUGUACUGAAGAAGUCGAAGAAGUAAUAAUAGAUCAACGACUUUUUGUAUGAUGAAACGUCA